This is a messenger RNA of Uloborus diversus, 683 nucleotides long. RefSeq names its product cuticle protein 10.9-like. The record is from RefSeq and is a predicted model, not a curated record. Gene Ontology annotation, molecular function: structural constituent of chitin-based larval cuticle. Bases 183 to 683 code for a protein of 166 amino acids. Lineage: Eukaryota; Metazoa; Arthropoda; Arachnida; Araneae; Uloboridae. Gene Ontology annotation, cellular component: chitin-based extracellular matrix. The transcript has 3 exons.
CGUUUCGAAAUUCAAGAGCUUUAUUUCACUGAAAUUAAUAAUUUGUUAGUAAAAUAAAGAUAAAUAAAGACAAAUUUGAUGCUGAAUUAGCAUUAGUAGUGAAAAAGUAAAGUUUUGAAAAAGUUAGCAAAGACUAGACAUUUUUGCCAACUGCUUUACUAUUCUGAAACAGUACUAUAUUUAUGUUUUUUGUUUUCCAGGUCCUCCUCCUCGCCGCACUAUCGGCGGUCGCCCUCGCCCAGCACUAUGGAGCUCCAUCUCCCUCUUACGGACACGAGGAGAAUUACCCGCCCAGACCGUACGACUUCGGGUAUGAGACGAACGACGAUUACGGAACGACCACCUUCCGUAGAGAGAGCGGAGACGGACACGGACGAGUACAGGGAAGCUACGGAUACAAGGAUUUGCACGGCAUCGAACGUGUGGUAGAGUACGUGGCUGACGAGCACGGUUACCGAGCCGAGAUCAAGACCAACGAACCCGGAACCGAGAGUCAGAACCCGGCCGACGUUGUAUUGCACGCCAACCCCAUUGUCGUGGAUGAGCCCCGGUACGCAGCCGCUCACGCACCUCACUACCGCGCCCCUGCACCCCACUACGCCGCCCCUGCACCACACUACGGCGCUCCUGCACCACACUACGCCGCCCCUGCACCCAGACACCACGCACCCAGAUACUACUAG